Molecule: messenger RNA, 957 nt
Organism: Vicia faba (fava bean)
Lineage: Eukaryota; Viridiplantae; Streptophyta; Magnoliopsida; Fabales; Fabaceae
Source: the annotation of a GenBank genome assembly
AUGAAAUUCUACACAGAAACAACAGUUAACAGAAUGACCAAAAUCAAUGCUAAAUGCGUUAGAUUCGAUGGAGAAGAACCCAAUCUUGGCUUAAAAAUACGUCGUGAUCUUGAUCGUGGUCAAGAUGUUAUGUUCUUCAGUUCCACUUCAAGCUCUUCAGAUUCAAGCUCUGGAUUAUUAUCAUCUUCCUCCGAUACAGAAUCAAAUGUACAGAUGGAAAUCACCAAAUAUGCCAGUGAAAAUAAUCGUUCCUCCAGAGACAAGCAUUCGAGAGACGAAGAAAUAUUCAUCAAACCAAAAUCAAGAGCGAUGAAGCUUUACACCAAUCUCAAAAAGAUGAAGCAACCAAUCUCACCAGGUGGAAAACUCGCAAGUUUUCUCACCUCGCUCUUCAUAAACACGAAGAAAACAAAAACUGUUUCCUCUUAUGAAGAUAUGAAUGCAGAGAGAAAAGUUAAAUCUGGAGAAUCUUCCACUUGUUCUUCAGCUUCUUCGUUUUCGCGUUCUUGUUUGAGUAAAAACUCAUCUACGUCAAGAGAUAAAAGAACAGUACGUUUUUGUCCGGUGAGUGUGAUUGUUGACGAAGAUAAUCGAGUUUGCGGUAACAAAUGUUUGCAUGGAGGAGCAGAUUCAGGUCUAAUGGCAUUGUCUGUGUCAACUGCAUGGAAAAUUGGACGAACAGCGAGUGAGAAGAAAAAAGAAGAAGAGGUUUUGAAUAUGAACAAGAGAGUGGAUGAUGUUUUAAGAGAGUUUCAUCUUAAUCAGAAGCUUUUGAGAGAUUUUUCUAGUAGAAAAAAUAACAAGGAUGAAGAUAAUGAUGUGGCAAGUAGUUCAAGUUCAGAUCUUUUCGAGCUCGAUCACUUAGGUUUUAUUGGAAAUGAUAGGUAUUAUUAUGAGGAUUUGCCUGUGUUUGAAACUACUCAUGUUCGUUCUAAUCGUGCAAUCCGUAUGAUGUAA